AUGGGUUCUGGGAGGAAGAAGCGUCAAAGAAGCUUCACAAAAAAAAAGCUUCGAAUCAAUGAACGUGUUGAGUUGAGGAGUGUAGAGGAUGGGUUUCUGGGGUCAUGGCACCCGGCGACAGUUAUCCAUUGCGGGAAGCUGGAGCGCCAUGUCAGAUAUGAGAAUAUUUUGGAUGAUGAUGGGAUUAAGAAUUUUGAGGACGUAGUGAGUGUUUCGGAUGCUUUGGAUGGUAAAAGUUGUUCUUCAGAUUGCUAUAAGCGCGGUUUCAUUAGGCCAGUGCCUCCUUUGAUUGAGUUGGAUAAAAGGAACCUUAAAUUUGGUCUGUGUGUUGAUGUGAACUAUCAGGAAGCUUGGUGGGAAGGUGUUAUAUUUGAUCACAAUGAUGAGAAGGAGGAGAGGAGUGUGUUUUUCCCUGAUUUGGGUGAUGAAAUGAAUGUUGGAAUCCACCAACUUCGGAUUACUCAGGACUGGGAUGAAGUUACAGAGAAGUGGGAGCAGCGAGGGAAAUGGGUGUUUCUUGAAUUAAUUGAGGAGUGUGAGAGGACAUCAUUUGUUACAGUUUCAGCAAAGCAGAUUUGGUAUGAUGUACAGGGAAAAAGUGAUUUUGACAGGAUUGAGGAAUGGACAUUCAAUGUGAAGGACUUAUGGAGAGACAUGGUAAUGGAGGUAGUUAAUGAUUACUUUGCUAUUACUGUAGAAGUAGUUUUCUCAGUCUUAAACCUUCCAAGGAGUUUAUUCAAUGAAACACCAGAGGUGGAGCCAGUUGAACCUGUGGCUAAUGGGCACUUGAACACAACAUUACCUGAAAAGGAAAUCUUGAUGCAGAAAGAUCCUCUUCCUCCAAUUGAAGAGGUCUUAUCAGAGUUUCAAACUGAAAUUUCCUCCGAUUGUGCUGUUGAAGUAGUUUCAGGUGCUAACUGUUUUAAAAAUAAGAGAGAAAAUAGAUCCUCGACUCUUUUAAGGUCCACACGCUGGAAACCUCUUAUGUUGUCUGAAGUUGAAUUUUGUCCUGAUGCCGUUAAGCAAUAUGCACUUGCUUCACCUAUUUGUUGGAGCAUGGAACUUUGGAGAAAAAAAUUACAAAAACAUAUUGCUUAUCUUGGUUGGAAAAUUGAGUGGAAUGCAGAUAGUGUUGGUGAUAAACAUUACAGGUACAAGUCGCCUGACAAACAGGACCAGAAGAUUUUCCCCUCACUCAUUGAAGUUUGUAAAGUCAUGCAAAAGGACUCAAACACAAUCUCUUUGCCGUCCCAAGAUGAUGAGAGUAUAAGGCAUCGUACCAUUGACUCAAUCAGUAAUGAGGAAAAUGUUGAUCAAGUUCAGAGUGGUGAUUUAUUACAUAGAGUAUCCCAAUUGCUUCCGGAGAAACCUUCAUUACAUGGCAUAGAUGGUGUAGCUGCAAGCAGAUCUACUGCAAAUCGGAAGCGGAAACGGAAACGCUUGAGGAAUUCAAAGGCUAGCCUACCUAAGCGCCAAAGGAAUAGAUUACCUCUACGAGUGCUACUACGAUCAAGUAAAAGGGUGCAACAGGUGUCUGCCCCUUGUUUGUCACACCAUAAACUUCAAAAUGUUCUGUCUUGGUUGAUAGACAGCAACGUAGUGCUACCAAGGUCUAAGGUUUAUUACCAGGCAAAAAGCAGGCACCAUUCUAUGGCUGAUGGACGAAUAACUCGCGAUGGAAUCAAAUGUAACUGUUGUCAGACUGUAUUCAGUCUUGUUGGCUUUGAAAAUCAUGCUAGCGGUAGUAGUACCCGCAGACCCACUUCUAGUAUCUUUCUAGAAGAUGGUAGGUCACUCUUAGAUUGCCAGAUACAAUUAAUGCAAGACCAUAGGAUAAGGGAAACUAUGGAAAAACCAUGCGAUGGUUUGUCUCAAGGCAAGAAUGACUACAUUUGUUCUGUUUGCCACUAUGGUGGUGAACUUAUUUUAUGUGAUCAAUGUCCGUCUUCAUUUCAUAAGACAUGUCUUGGUAUGGAGGAUAUUCCUGAUGGUGACUGGUUUUGUCCAUCGUGUCGUUGUGGGAUUUGUGGCCGACGCAAAAUCAAUGGAGAUGAGGAUGGACAUUUCCUUACUUGCAUUCAGUGUGAACAUAAAUAUCAUUUUAGGUGCGUGAAAAAUAAAGCUGUAGAUAAAUCAAGAAGGUACCUGAAAAAAAACUGGUUCUGUGGAAAAAACUGUGAAAAGAUAUAUGCCGGCCUGCACAAACUAUUAGGAGUGCCAGCUUCAGUGGGUUUGGACAAUCUAACUUGGACAUUGGUGAAGUUUAUCAAUUCUGAGAGCUGUGAUCGUGGUAGUACUAAAAGUGACUUAUUGGUAGAAAGUUACAGCAAACUUAAUGUUGCUCUUUCGGUGAUGCAUGAAUGUUUCGAGCCCCUAAAGGAACCUUACUCUAGCAGAGAUCUCAUGGAAGAUGUUAUAUUCAGCAGAUGGUCAGAGCUUAAUCGAUUAAAUUUCCAGGGUUUCUAUACUGUACUUCUGGAGAGAAAUGAAGAACUGAUUAGUGUGGCAACUGUUAGGGUCUAUGGAGAUAAGGUAGCAGAAAUACCUCUUGUUGGUACCAGAUCACAGUAUCGUCGCCAUGGAAUGUGUCGCGUUUUAAUGACUGAGCUUGAAAAGAAGCUCAUGCAAUUAGGAGUUGAGAGGCUCGUUUUGCCUGCUGUUCCUAGUGUGCUAGAAACGUGGACAAGUUCUUUCGGCUUUGCAAAGAUGACAAAUCUUGAGAGAUCAGAAUUUCUGGACUAUACUUUCCUAGAUUUUCAGGGUUCCAUCAUGUGCCAGAAGCUGUUAACAAAGAUUCCAUCUCCAGAUUCAGUUUCGUCAAUAGAUGCCCAACAAAAACAAAAUGAUGUUUUCUCUGGAAGUUGUAGGGUUGACUUUGAAAAGUCUAGUCCAGACUCUGAAGUAUACCAAGCAGAAGAGAUUGACAACAGAGGGUUGAUGGAUCAACAAAUGGGGGUUACUUGUGCAGACAACAAUGAUCAUCUUGGUAGCAGUGUUAUUGACCCGGUCACCAUGGUGAAGCAACUAAGUCCUGAGGAUCAACAGUGCCAUAAUAGAACCAAUCCACAGUGCUCUCUUGUAAAAGAGGGUGGUAGGUAUAGUGGCUCAUAUAAGUACUACAGUCGAAGGAAAGUGAGGAAGGCUUGAGGAGGAUUUCAGAAUGUCAUUAU
Molecule: messenger RNA, 3170 nt
Organism: Gastrolobium bilobum
Lineage: Eukaryota; Viridiplantae; Streptophyta; Magnoliopsida; Fabales; Fabaceae
Exons: 11
Coding region: 1-3147 (1048 amino acids)
Biological process (GO): negative regulation of DNA-templated transcription
Molecular function (GO): acyltransferase activity, transferring groups other than amino-acyl groups; transcription corepressor activity
Source: RefSeq, a predicted model, not a curated record